CAACCGCUAUUAAAACUAAAAGAAGAAGAAGUAACUGCUGUAAACCAAGGCGAUUUGUGUUUACGGAUCUCCGGAGCAAAUCUUUCAAACAUGUCCCAUACUAUUCUACUUGUUCAGCCCACCAAGAGACCGGAAGGAAGGACAUAUGCUGAUUAUGAAUCUGUUAAUGAGUGCAUGGAAGGAGUAUGUAAAAUGUAUGAAGAGCACCUAAAGAGGAUGAAUCCUAACAGUCCAUCAAUUACAUAUGACAUUAGUCAGUUGUUUGAUUUCAUCGAUGACCUGGCAGACCUCAGCUGCUUGGUGUACCGAGCUGACACACAAACGUAUCAACCCAACAACAAAGACUGGAUCAAAGAGAAAAUUUAUAUAUUGCUGCGCCGCCAAGCUCAGCAGGCUGGGAAAUAAAAUGUCCCAAAUGUGCUGAUCAGAGAGGUUUUACUUUUCAGGAAUUUGGCAGGGAAGUUGGUCACUUGAAAGGGGAAACAAUUCCAAAGGACGUAAGGGAUGAUGGCCAGAUAAUUAGAUAAAUAAUUCACAAUUCUAGCCCUGGGUGACUACUAUGAGUUCGUUAAAGUAACUGGAAGAAAAAUACUUUAGCACCAAUCUUAAACUAACACACUUAUUUUAAUAUGCAGAUGACACUAAAGACCGUUACUAAUUUCACCAAGGCAGAGUAAAGUGUUGGGACUAAGCUCAGCAGGCCAGUAGAUGUACAGACUGAACUGUACAGUUCUGUGAUACAUAAGACUGGAAUUGAGAACCAUUUGUCCUCAUGAAAAUGUGAUUUCGAACUACUUUUAUUUUUGUGUGGAUUAUUUUAUUUUAAAUUCCUGUUCCACCAUAAUAAAAUGGUUUUGUUUAAACUGA
Molecule: messenger RNA, 867 nt
Organism: Ictalurus punctatus (channel catfish)
Lineage: Eukaryota; Metazoa; Chordata; Actinopteri; Siluriformes; Ictaluridae
Product: ERH mRNA splicing and mitosis factor
Exons: 4
Coding region: 91-405 (104 amino acids)
Source: RefSeq, a predicted model, not a curated record